Thyridium curvatum is the source of this 2805-nucleotide messenger RNA. RefSeq lists its product as uncharacterized. Gene Ontology annotation, biological process: protein localization to phagophore assembly site; mitophagy; autophagosome assembly. The record is from RefSeq and is a predicted model, not a curated record. Gene Ontology annotation, cellular component: Atg1/ULK1 kinase complex; extrinsic component of membrane; phagophore assembly site. Lineage: Eukaryota; Fungi; Ascomycota; Sordariomycetes; Thyridiales; Thyridiaceae. The transcript is spliced from 3 exons. The coding region runs from base 1 to 2805 and encodes 934 amino acids.
AUGCAUCAACAAUCUCGUCACCCGCCCCGGGUGACCUCGCCCGCAACGUCACCACAGACCAACCCCACACGCACGAAUAACCCGAGAGACGCACCCAGUGGCCCGAGCCGGUCACGCGCGGGCUCCGAGGCGGCCAUGCAGCAGGAUGGCGGCUCCGGGCCUGCAGAGGGCGCCGAGGGUCCCGCGGCGCCAACGCUGAGCAAAGAGUCUAUCAAGAAGCUGGAUCAGAUCAUACAAAAUUUCCAUGCGAAAGCAGCCGUCCUCAUUCUCCAGUCGCGAAUGAAUGUCACCCCUUCGGCGGCUAGUAGACGGUCCGAUGGGAGGAAAGUUAACAAAUGGUUCCAAAUCGAGACCGACGAUAUUGAUGACUUCAAGGAAGAAAUGCGAAUAUGGAAGACCUGUGGAGGAUUCGAGAACCGGCCGCCGCCCAUGAUCAUCGAGACCUACAUCGAUGCAUCGCAAUUACCGCCCGGCAAAUCGUUGGUGAUAUUGGACGACAAUGGAAGGAGGCGAGACGUCAUGGAGGUCCUGAACUCGUCGGAAUCCUCAAGUGACAGCAGCCCCUCUAGAGCGAGAAGGCGGAACACGGAGAUUGUGCUCGAGCGCUGGAAGAUAGAACUCAAGUGCCUCCCGAACAACACCUCCGAAGACUUUGGCCCGCUCCUGCCGACCAUUUAUAAGAGAAGUAUCAUAUUCUUCCGGUCGCUGUUCGUCAGCACUCGCGUCAUGCCCGCCUGGAAGUUUGCCCAGCAGUCGAUGACCAAGGCUGUGUCACCACCCUUGGCGGUACGAUGCCGGGUCUUGUCGGCCGAGAGCGAGGUCACCGGCUACGAUCCCCUGAGACAACCCCUGCUGGAUGGCAGAGAUGUUGUGACAGACUAUAUGUUUGGCGACCUGGAGGUGCCGGUGGGCAGAUUCUAUGCCUCUGUGACGUACAGAAACGACUGCAACUUCCGAGUGGACGACUCGGAAGCUUUGUUGAGCUCCCGCUUCAUGGGCAUCGACGACCAGUAUUUCAAACCUUCGUUGCCGCAAAGGACUAGGUCAGGCCGCCAACCGCGGUCGACAGAAAUAGGCUCGCUGCCGAACAGACACGGCAGACAUCAGUCGGAGCAACAGCAGACUUACGGCAGCCUUUCCACCUUUCACGGCACGGGACCAUUGGGGGCCAGCCCCAUAUCAGCAUUGCGAGCUAUUCGACCUCCAGGAUCGGACACUAGCUCGCCUCCGGCGUCCAUACCCACGAGUGUCGAACCUGAUCCGCCAAACUCACUACCAAUCUCUGGCAGAUCAUCGACGAGGCCAUCAUUGAGAAACGUUGAGGGGAUGGCUAGGAGACCGUCUGUUUCGUUCAAUCCUUUCAAAGCUGGCUCGCUAUCCGGCUCACCUCGGAUAUCAGAUGAACCAUCGUCGCCUCACUCUCUGACUAGGCAAUCGGGUCUGAGUGCGUUGACGCAGGCGAGGAAUAGGUCUUCUCUGACUGCUGGCAUGGCAGCAUCAUUGCGCGGAGGGCCCCCCGCGGCUGACCCGGGCCCCAGCUCGUCGCCUAAGCCCACGCCGAGUCGAUAUAGCAGCAGCUUCACGCACAGGAGAAAUAGACCCUCUUUUAGCGGGAACAGCAGGCAGGGCGAUGAUGAUCAGGGCAGCAGUGGGAAGCAGAGUCUAUCCUCAUCCGUAGCCCAACCCGGUUCUGGGCUGCUUGCAGAGCCCGGUGGCGGCAGCUCGGGGUCUUUCCAGACGGACGACGACAACAUCUCGGAAUUCUUGAAAGCUCUCGACAGCAAGAAGACGCUGCAGAGCUUCGAGGCGUCCAAGAAGGGAGAGUCGGCAACGAAGAGGACGGCAGCUCAACUGUCCAAAUUUCAUCUGAUGCGAGACUCGAAUAUCGCCCUGACGGAAUCAAUGAACUCAUCAAUGCAACUGAACUCAUCAAUGCAACUGCACCGCUCGUCAAGCUCGUCAAGCCGUCAGUUGACGAGCGUCCCGGGCGCCUCGAUGUCCGCAUCCUCCUCGCCCAGCAAGCCCUUGUCUCCUCACACUCCACACACACCUGCGAUCCCGUCACGCCUGAGUGAGAACUCUAUCGCAGAUUACCAAGGUCCCCAGGCUAAUCGCCGAGCUGUGCCUGAUGUUGUUGCGACCGAAGAAGAGGGAGAAGAGGCGCCAGUCAGCCAGGAGGGCACGAACGCCAUUGAUAUCCCUCUGUCGCCGAGGCUCAUCCAAGUGAACAGGAGGGCCAGCUCUGUAGCCAACCGCGGCGCAGAUGAUGAAGAUGGCGAUGUCCCUUACGGCGGCCAACGCAGCCUUAGCCUAGGCGCUGAUGAAGGUGGCGAGCCUCCCACGUUGAGCACCUUGCUACGCAUGGAGCGCGAGUCUGGAGACAGAGCUGCUCUCCAGCCUGCUGCUGAGAUUAGAACCUCGGCACAACCCGGAUCUCUAUCCUCUGGCGAUCGCGAGGAGAAGCAGCCGCCGAGCGGCCUGUUGUCCUCGGGAUCUGCAUCAUAUCGAUUGAGAUAUACCGGAAGCCCGAGGACUCGGUCGAGAGCGACACCGCCUCAGUCGUCACGAGGCAGUUUUGUAGGCUCUUCGACCAGCAGGUACCCCGGCAGCCUGACUAGAGGACCCGGUGACGGCGAAGCGGAUGAUGAACCGCUUGUCUUUGACAUGUCAGAGAUAGGCCGGGAGCUCAACAGACGUAGCCUCGAGGAAGGUCGCGGAGGUGGCAGCACUGGGUCCGCCUCUGCAGACCGUGCUGGGUAUGAGCCUCGCGGCACCAGAAGAACUGGCUGGCAAAACGCUGGGUAG